AUGUGUGGGAAUGUGACUGGCUUUAUGCUGAAACCAGGCCUCUUUUACAAGGCUGCAAAUCCCAGGGCACUCAAGAACAAGAACAAGGUGUUACUGCCUGUCUUCUGUAUGCAUAAUCCCAAGGCCUGGAUCACCAAAUUCCUUAUGGAGUACUGGUUCCACCAGGGCUUCAUUCCUCAAGUUAGGCAGUACCUGGCCGAUUUGGACAUCGACUUCAAGGUCUUGUUCAUAAUGAACAAUGCUGGUGGCCACCCUCCCGAUCUUUAUUACAUGGGAGUCCAGCUCGAGUUCCUCCCUCCCAACACCACCUCUCUCCUCCAACCUAUGGAUCAGAGCGUUGUCUGUGCCUUCAAGGCACUCUACACCAGAAACACCCUCCAGCACUUUCUUGAUGUAAUGGACCGUGACAGUAAAUUUAUGCUGAAAGCUUAUUGGCAUAAAUUCACGAUUGCCACGUGUUUGUCUGUCAUUGAUUGGUCGCUGAAGGACAUGAAGGAGACCCUGAAUGCCUGCUGGAGUCAGUUGUGGCCGGAAUGUGACCAUAAUUAUAUGGGCUUUUCUCCUCAAGAAAUCCAGCAUUCAGCCAUUAAUGAGGCAGUACAGUUGGUGAAAAUUCUUGGUGAUGAGGGCUUUGACGAUAUCACCGAGGAAGAAGUCGGCACUCUCAUUGAUGUCCACGCUGACCCCGUGACAGACCAGGACUUGAAAAAGCUGACUAAGUCUGCCAGGGAGGAAGAAGACACUCCAGGUUCAGGAGUGGAACAGGAGGACGAGGAGGGCCUGACUUUGGCAUGCCUGUCCCAAGUUCAAAAAAAUGAUAAAUGA
Messenger RNA from Macrobrachium nipponense, 825 nucleotides. RefSeq names its product tigger transposable element-derived protein 1-like. The transcript has a single exon. Bases 1 to 825 code for a protein of 274 amino acids. Gene Ontology annotation, molecular function: DNA binding. Lineage: Eukaryota; Metazoa; Arthropoda; Malacostraca; Decapoda; Palaemonidae. The record is from RefSeq and is a predicted model, not a curated record. Gene Ontology annotation, cellular component: nucleus.